Molecule: messenger RNA, 2415 nt
Organism: Scomber japonicus (chub mackerel)
Lineage: Eukaryota; Metazoa; Chordata; Actinopteri; Scombriformes; Scombridae
Gene: sema3d
Product: sema domain, immunoglobulin domain (Ig), short basic domain, secreted, (semaphorin) 3D
Exons: 17
Coding region: 1-2415 (804 amino acids)
Biological process (GO): negative chemotaxis; axon guidance; positive regulation of cell migration
Molecular function (GO): semaphorin receptor binding; chemorepellent activity
Source: RefSeq, a predicted model, not a curated record
AUGAAGAAAGAAGGCUCUGCUGAUCAGAGUCUGAAUGAAGCCAGGGCUCUAUACUGUAUGCCUGGCAGUAAUUAUGUCAGCAAAGGGAAGAGGAUUAAGGCACCAUCCCAUCCAGGGGUCCCAUUAGUGGGACUGAUGUUGUUGGCCAUCCUCCCUAUUGGAACAAGCAUCAAACAAACUCUCCCCAGGGUUAAACUCAGCCACAGAGAACUGCUGCAAGCUGGCAGUGUAUCUUUGUUUUUGGGCCCCUCCGAUGGCCUUCUCUCACACUCCCUGCUGUUGGAUGAGGAGAGAGGUCGUCUUCUUUUGGGAGCCAGGGAUCACAUCUACCUGCUUGACCCUGACAAUCUGUCCAGAAGUCCCAGAAAGAUUCACUGGCCUGCCCCGCGGGACCAAGUCGAAAUGUGCAAACUGGCUGGCAAAAAUGCAAAUUUGGAGUGUGCUAACUUUGUCAGGGUCCUCCACAACUACAAUCGAACACAUGUCUAUGCCUGUGGGACAGGAGCCUUCCACCCCAGCUGUGCCUUCAUUGAAAUUACUGGCCGCAGAGAGGAUGGUGUUUUCCACUUGUUGUCUAGUACAGUGGAGUCAGGCAGAUUGAAAUGUCCUUUUGAUCCCUUGCAACCAUUUACCUCAGUCCUCACAGACCAGUACUUGUAUGCGGGCACUGCUUCAGACUUCUUGGGCAAAGACACAACAUUCACACGCUCCCUCGGCCCUCCACCUGACCAGCACUACAUACGCACAGACAUCUCUGAAGACUACUGGAUCAAUGAGGCCAGGUUUAUAUCUGCUCAUCCCAUUGCAGACACCUACAAUCCAGAUGAUGAUAAGAUAUACUUUUUCUUCCGUGAGGUGUCAUGGGAAGGCAACGACAAGAGCAUCCUGUCCCGAGUGGCUCGUGUGUGCAAGAAUGAUGUGGGUGGGCUGAGGAGUUUGACCAACAAAUGGACCACCUUCCUCAAAGCCAGACUUGUGUGUUCUAUCCCUGGACCAGAUGGAGUGGACACACACUUUGAUGAGCUCCAGGACAUCUUUAUGCUUCCUACCAGAGAUGACAAAAACCCCAUAGUAUAUGCUGUCUUCACCACCUCCAGCUCCAUUUUCCGUGGCUCAGCUGUGUGUGUAUACAACAUGGCAGACAUAAGGGCUGUGUUUAAUGGACCAUAUGCCCACAAAGAGGGGCCCGACCACCGAUGGGUAGAAUACGAAGGGAGGAUACCAUAUCCACGUCCUGGAACGUGUCCCAGCAAGACAUAUGACCCAAGGAUCAAGACCACUAAAGACUUCCCAGAUGAAGUGAUCAGUUUCAUUCGUUUCCACCCACUGAUGUAUCGCUCUGUCUACCCUCUGACUGGCCGGCCCGUGUUCACACGUGUCCGAGUAGACUACACAUUGACUCAGAUUGUGGUGGACAGAGUUUUAGCAGAGGAUGGACCAUAUGAAGUCAUGUUUCUGGGAACAGAUGCCGGCUCAAUUCUGAAGGUAGUGAGCAUCACUCAAGAUAACUGGUCCACAGAGGAGGUGGUGCUUGAAGAACUUCAAGUAUUCCAGGUUCCCAUUCCCAUCCUCACAAUGGAGAUGUCUUCUAAACAGCAACAGCUCUACGUGGGUUCAAGUGAGGGGCUCGCCCAGGUUUCACUCAGUAGAUGUCACCUUUAUGGCCAAGCCUGUGCUGAAUGCUGUCUGGCACGUGACCCCUACUGUGCCUGGGAUGGACAUACAUGUUCACGAUACAUCCCUGCAUCCAAGAGACGAGCCAGGAGACAAGACAUCAAGCAUGGAGAUCCUGCUAGCCAGUGCUGGGACGCAGAAGACAGCCGUGGUGGAGGACAGGUGGAGGAGAGGGUUCUCUUUGGAGUGCAGAGCAACUCCACUUUCCUUGAGUGUAUCCCCAAAUCUCAACAGGCCCAGAUCCGGUGGUACAUACAGAGAGCGGGAUCUGAACGCAGGGAGGAGGUCAGGCUGGAUGAUCGUGUUGUUCACACCAAACGAGGUCUCUUGAUUCGCUCCCUCCAUACCUCUGAUGCUGGCGUGUAUGUCUGUGUUGCUGAAGAGCACACUCACUUUACCCACACUCUCCUCCAUCUAACACUGCAACUUGUUACACACGGACAACUUGACGGAAGGCCCAAGCCCAGCGAGGACCCCGUGGUGGAGCUGCGCCAUGGUGGGGAGUCCCGUCAACGUUAUAAAGACUACUUGAAAGUGAUGAACUCCCCAAUUGGCUCUCUGGAGGAGUACUGCGAUUCACUGUGGCUAGAGAAGAGGCCAUCAAAGGCAAGAGGACGAGGCUUAGGAGUUGGCAAAUGGAAACACAUCCAGGAAAUGAAGAAGAGCAGGAACAGGAGACACCACAGAGAAAAGGAGCAAAAGAGGGUGCGAGGGAGGGUGGUGAGGACAGCAGAGCAGUGA